This is a messenger RNA of Diospyros lotus (date-plum), 3091 nucleotides long. RefSeq lists its product as uncharacterized. The coding region runs from base 75 to 3056 and encodes 993 amino acids. The record is from RefSeq and is a predicted model, not a curated record. The transcript is spliced from 8 exons. NCBI's taxonomy places the organism in Eukaryota, Viridiplantae, Streptophyta, Magnoliopsida, Ericales, Ebenaceae.
GAUGUUUUAGCAAGCUCUAUGAGAUGAGUAGAGCCUGAUGCAGGAGAUUUUUCAGAGGUUCAGUUCGAUCAAAGAUGUUCAAGCCGGCAAGAUGGAGGAGUCAGAAGAAGAUCAAGGCUGUACUCAAGCUGCAGUUUCAGGCAACUCAGGUGCCACAACUGAAAGCCAAAACCUUGACUAUAGCACUGGUUCCGGCCGAUGUUGGAAAGCCAACGGUGAGAUUAGAGAAAGCUUCCAUUGUGGAUGGAAGUUGUCUUUGGGACAAUCCUGUAUAUGAAACAGUGAAGUUAGUCAAGAAGCUGAAAACGGGGAGAUUCAAUGAGAAAUUUUAUCGUUUCAUUGUGUCCACCGGAUCAUCUAAAGCAGGUCUCCUCGGAGAAGUCUCAAUCAAUUUUGCAGAUUAUGCAGAGGAGGCUAAACCAUCCACAAUCUCCCUGCCCAUUCGGACUUCUAAACCUGGAGGGAGUGGAGCAAUUUUGCAUGUAACAGUUCAGAACAUACAGGGUUCUGCUGAUGAAUGGGAUACUGAAGAGAUUGAACCCCCAAAAGCCAAACCACAAGAUAGGAGCUUAAAGAACCAAUUAACUAACUAUAACAUAAAUGAAAACAGCAACCUAAACUUUACGGAAGACGAAUAUACCAAUCCAGUGGACAAUCCUCCAAUUUGUCAGGAUGGGACUACUCUCAUCAGAAAGGACUCUUUACCACAAAAGGGAACAGUUAAUGCCUAUCAGAAAAAUGGCUACACGCAUCAGAGAUCAAUCACAGAUUGGUCAGCGGGUUCUGCUUCAGAUGGUAGUAUGGCUGACUUACCAACCAGCCCUGUGGAGAAUUUCCUAAAUGACAGGUCAGUAGAGGGCUCAGAUAGAUCCAUUGAGAGACUUGUAAGAGAAAUAUCUAUGUUGGAAAGGCAGGCCAACGUAUCAGAACUGGAAUUACAGUCACUUCGGAAGCAAAUUAUGAAGGAAAGCAAAAGGGGGCAGGACCUAUCAAGACAAGUUGGUAGUCUCAGAGAAGAGAGAGAUGCACUUAAAACAGAAUGUGAACAACUGAAGUCUCUGCUCAAAUGUAGUUAUGACACUGAAGUUUCAAAUCAGUUGCAAAUAGAGAACCAAAAUCUGAAGGGUAUGUUGAAAGAAAUCAGGCAAGAGCUUAAUCAUGAAAAAGACUUGAAAACCACUAUGAGGUUGCAAUUGCAGAAAACUGAAGAUUCAAACUCCAAACUGAUUGUUGCAGUAAGAGACCUUGAUGAAAUGCUGAAUCAAAAGAACAGGGAAAUAGAUGAUCUCUCAACCAUAAAAAAUGCCAGAAUGAAUGAAAAAGAGGACUAUGGAAAUGAUCCAUACUGUGACAAUAAAGCCAAGGAAGUUGACAUGCUUAAGCAGAGGAACACAGACCUUCAUGGCCGAAUAGAAGUCUGCAUGAAAGAGAGAGAAGAGCUAGAGAUCAACAUGGAACAACUUGCCAUAGAUCAUGAAAUCUUGAAACAGGAAAACCAUGGUCUAUCUCUAAAGUUAGAGCAAAUUGAAGUGGAGCAGACAAGAAUGCAGAACGAACACGUGGACAAUUUGGCGACUAUAAAAGAAUUAAAACUCCAGAUAGAAACCUUGGAGAAAGAAAUCAAAAGGCAGGCACUAGAAUUAUCAGAAUCUUCAGAUACGAUUUAUGAGCUUGAAAGUCAGGCAAAAACCUUGGAGGAAGAGAUGGAAAAGCAGGCUCAAAGAUUUCAAGAUGAUUUGGAAGGCACAAGACUUUCCAAAAUUGAGCAGGAACAAAGGGCCAUCCAGGCAGAGGAGGCCUUGAGAAGGACAAGGUCAAACAAUGCUAUUGCAGUUGAGCAAAUCCAGGAGGAAUUCAGAAGGCUUUCAGUGGAAAUGUCAUUGAAGUUUGAUGAGAAUGAGAAGCAAACUAUGAAAGCAGUCACAGAAGCUAAUGAUCUGUGCCUGCAGAAAAGGGUCCUGGAAGAAAUGCUCCAGAAAGUGAACGAAGAACUUGCCUCAACAAAAGAGCAGUAUGAAGUAAAACUUCAAGAGCUCAAAAAGCAAAAUGAUCUGAAAUCAAAACAAAUAGAGCAGAUAUCACAGGAACUCAAUGAAAAGUGUAUGGAGAUCGAAUGCCUUUUGAAACUAGAGGAAGAAAAGAACAAUUCUUGCUCAACUGAAAUGAGAAAACUCAAAGGCGAGAUAGAGAGACUCAAAAUGGAAAGUGACGUUUCUAAAGAAUCAGAUUGUAAGGAAAUGAGAUUAAAUAGGGAACAGAUGAAGAAACCAAUUGGUGACAAAAAGACACAAAGGUGGAGCAAAGAAAGAGAAGAACUCAAGAGAGAACUAGCUUUCACAAGAAAGGAAGUACAAAGACUACAGGAGGAAUCAAAUACUUCGAGGUCUUUGAAAGAUGAAAAGGAGACAAUGGUUAGGAUUCUGCAGGGAGAUGUAGAAAAACUCAGAAUUCAGUAUAACAGAUUGAAUAAUGAUUUGCUUAAAGCAGACAUGGACAAAGAAAACCCAAGGAAAGAAGUCUCUAAGUUAGAGGAUGUGCUACAGAUGAAUGAAGAGAUGCCUGCCGUUACAGAACAGCAGCUCCAGAGUGACAACAAACAAGCUAGAAAUUCAAAAGAAAGAAAAGCAGCCUCACUUUCUUCUGAGUCUGUGAAGGAUGCAGUCAGCAAGAAGUUGAACAUCAUAGAGGGUGCUAAACUUGCCGAGAAACUUACUGUAAAUGGUAGAAAGCGCAACUUAAAGCUGUCAGAGAUGAGCACUGCAGCAGACACUUCUAAACAAAAUGGAGUUGGCACAACACCAGUCAAAAGGGAGGUAGAAAUUUGCUCAGAGAAAGGUCUGAAUGUCCCCAAUUUCCCUACAAGUUAUGAUAGCCAUCUUACUGAAUUGUUAAGCGAAAUGGCAGUACUGAAGGAAAGGAAUAAACAUAUGGAAGGGGAACUCAAAGAAAUGCAAGAGAGAUAUUCAGAGAUAAGUCUCAAAUUUGCAGAGGUAGAAGGUGAGAGGCAACAACUAGUAAUGACUGUACGUAAUCUGAAGAACAAUAAAAAGAACUAGCACAUUUUUGAGAUAAUGGGACCCGUUAAAAUGAA